Rodentolepis nana is the source of this 270-nucleotide messenger RNA. The record is from the annotation of a GenBank genome assembly. NCBI's taxonomy places the organism in Eukaryota, Metazoa, Platyhelminthes, Cestoda, Cyclophyllidea, Hymenolepididae.
AUGCAACGUGCGGCGCAGCUUAGGCAGCUCGAGAGGGUUGUGAAGCAGGCGAUCGGGGAGAAGGAGGUUGGCGUCAGGGCAUCGAAUUUCAAUGCAGAGGCCUUCUCUCUCGCUCACCGCAAUGUCGCACAAUGCAAUGCAGGCUGUGAACAAAGUGGAAUAAACUCACUUUCGUCAAAUAGCGAACGCUCCACAAAAUCAAAAUUUCUGUCUAGGCUAAUGGUUGCUAUAAGAGACGUCUGGGAAGAGAACGUCUGCGAAAUCACUUGA